AUAUUCCAAAGUCCAAGUUAUUUGCCCUUUGCAUUCAGCUUAUCAGUACUACUAUUCCUGAUAUAGGUUUAACAUAGCAACGUCGCCGCCGCUGUACCUGCGAUGAGCUAUACAGAUUUUUGAGAACUAUCCCCUAAGAAAAUUUUGGGAAGGAGAAUAGACAUUAUUUUUCGCCUACAGAAAAUCUAAGGUGUGAACAAUAAUUUUACACCGAAGAUGAAGGAUUCCAGAAAACAAAAGUGCAUAGCGCCGAUUGACAUUCGAUGCGUGGAGAAAAGGCUUAGUGUUUGGGAAAAGCGUUUCACCUGAAUUACAACACAGGGCCAAGAAACGACAUUGGUUUACUCAUUGCUGCAGAUGGGAAACAGGGAAGUAUAUCACACUGAUUUUUAAUAAGCCGUGAAUUAAGACAUGUUGCGUGUUGAGGAAAUUGAUAUCAAAUAUCAGAGGUGACAUCAUACAAUGUCAAAUAGCAGGUAGUUAUGUAAAACGAGUGUAAAUAAACAAAAAAAAUUGUAAGGGUGUUAAUUUUAACCACACACAUCCAACAUAGAAGAAAGCUCUACAUCAUGGUGCAAAUGUGGAAAAGAGAGGCCUUUGUGGUCAAACAAUAUCAUUUAGAUAUUCCACAGGGAAUUUCUGAAUUAUCCAAAUCUAUCGACAGUCUUAGAACAAAAAUGGUUAAAGAAGACACAGAGGACUACUCUCCAUUACAAAUGGCAGUAAGAAAUGACCACCUAGAUGACAUAAAAAGCCUAGUCAGUCAAGGGGCGGACGUGAAUCAGGUUAAUGCUGAAGGCUGGACACCGUUAGUAAUUGCUGCAAAGACCGGUAGUGUUGAGGUACUGACGUUUCUUAUCGAUAAAGGGGCUGAUAUAAGAAAGCAUGUUAAAGACAUGACUGCUUUACACAUGACUGCUUUCUAUUGUCAUCUUGAUGCUAUAAAAUAUCUGAUAAGACAAGGGGCUGAGGUCAAUCGGAAAAGUGAUAUUGGCGCCACUGCAAUACACAUUGCUGCUGUAGUUGGUAAUAUUGAGGUCACCAGAUAUCUGAUCAGUCAAGGGGCUGUGGUGGACGAAGGAGAUAACAAUGGUUGGACUGCAUUACACAUUGCUUCUUUCAAAGGUCAUCUUGAUGUCGUAAAAUAUCUGAUCAGUCAAGGGGCUGAGGUGAAUAAAGGAGAUAACUAUGGUGAGACUGCAUUACACUACGCAGCUUUGAAUGGUCAUCUUGAUGUCGUCAAACAUCUGAUCAGUCAAGGGGCAGAGGUGAAUAAAGGAGAAAACAAUGAUGUGACUGCAUUAUACGUUGCUGCCCAGAAUGGUCAUCUUGAUGUCGUCAAACAUCUGAUCAGUCAAGGGGCAGAGGUGAAUAAAGGAGAAAACAAUGAUGUGACUGCAUUAUACGUUGCUGUCCAGAAUGGAAAUAACAAUGAUGUGACUGCAUUACACAUUGCUGCCCAGAAUGGUCAUCUUGAUGUCGUCAAACAUCUGAUCAGUCAAGGGGCAGAGGUGAAUAAAGGAGAAAACAAUGAUGUGACUGCAUUAUACGUUGCUGCCCAGAAUGGUCAUCUUGAUGUCGUCAAACAUCUGAUCAGUCAAGGGGCUGAGGUGAAUAAAGGAAAUAACAAUGAUGUGACUGCCUUAUACAUUGCUGCCGAGAUUGGUCAUCUUGAUGUCGUCAAAUAUCUGAUCAGUCAAGGGGCUGAGGUGAAUAAAGGAAAUAACAAUGAUGUGACUGCAUUAUACAUUGCUGCCCAGAAUGGUCAUCUUGAUGUCGUCAAAUAUCUGAUCAGUCAAGGGGCUGAGGUGAAUAAAGGAAAUAACAAUGAUGUGACUGCAUUACACAUUGCUUCUUUCAAAGGUCAUCUUGAUGUCGUAAAAUAUCUGAUCAGUCAAGGGGCUGAGGUAGAUAAGACCAACAAUAAUGGUGCGACUGCAUUACACAUUGCUGCUCAGAAUGGUCAUCUUGAUGUCUUCAAAUAUCUGAUCAUGCAAGGAGCUGAUGUGAAUAAGGGAAACGACAGUGGUGCGACUGCAUUGCACACUGCUGCUGAGAGUGGUCAUCUUGAUGUCGUCAAAUAUCUGAUCAGUCAAGGGGCUGAGGUGAAUAAAGGAGAUAGUAAUGGUAGGACUGCAUUACACAUUGCUUCCCAGUAUGGUCACAUUGAUGUCGUCAAAUAUCUGAUCAGUCAAGGGGCUGAGGUGAAUAAAGGAGAAAACAAUGAUGUGACUGCAUUACACAUUGCUGCCCAGAAUGGUCAUCUUGAUGUCGUCAAAUAUCUGAUCAGUCAAGGGGCUGAGUAUGGUCAUCUUGAUGUCGUCAAAUAUCUUAUCAGUCAAGGCGCUGAUGUGAAUAAAGGAUACGACAGUGGUGCGACUGCAUUGCACACUGCUGCUCAGAAUGGUCAUCUUGAUGUCGUCAAAUAUCUGAUCAGUCAAGCGGCAGAGAGGCCUGAUGAAGGCCCUUCUGGCCUAAAGCUAGCCAAAUAA
Lytechinus variegatus (green sea urchin) is the source of this 2492-nucleotide messenger RNA. Its product is annotated as ankyrin repeat domain-containing protein 50-like. The coding region runs from base 570 to 2492 and encodes 640 amino acids. Gene Ontology annotation, molecular function: protein binding. The transcript has 5 exons. The record is from RefSeq and is a predicted model, not a curated record. Gene Ontology annotation, biological process: regulation of barbed-end actin filament capping. Gene Ontology annotation, cellular component: cytoplasm; nucleus. Lineage: Eukaryota; Metazoa; Echinodermata; Echinoidea; Temnopleuroida; Toxopneustidae.